AUGAUCGACCCCAUAUCCGUGGCAGGCCUAACCAUCACCAUCGUUGAUGCCCUCAUUAAACUGGGCGAGAGAACCGCAGAGCUGAUCUCAGAUGCCAAUGCGUUUGAGAAUACCGACAUCGGCCAGGAUGCAAGCGAAUCCCGGAACCUGGUACAGGAUGAGAAUCUGCAGACCAAGUUGCUUCGCAAUCUGCUUUUCUCUGAGUGUUCGGUGUAUGGCGGUAAAACGCUCUUCGAGCAAUUCGACCCGGACAUUCAACGGCAGAUCGAACUGCUCUGUCGCGAGAUCAAGUCCAUCCUGCAAGAGGGUGUCGAGAUUCUCGAACGUCGAUAUGGGUUGACUCGUGAAUCGUCUGCUUCAUUCCUCAAUCUCAGGGCUAUUUCACCUAGCCCUGGGUCGUCGCAUAGCUGGUCAAGUCAAUCACUCCCUGGCCUUCUGCGCUGGUCUUUCCGCGACAAAAAGCGCGUCGAGGUCAUUCUCGAGUCCUUCAAGGAUCGUAAUUCUCGCCUAAAGAAGAAGGUCGAACUGUGGUGUCUCGCCUCGCAGCUGGGGGUGUCUCCUGAGCAUCUCAUGCACCUGCAGAACGACGACGCUUCCAGGGAGCUCGGUUUCGAUAAGGAUGCGUCGUUGCGUCUAGCUCAGUGGGACGCAGGCCAUAUGAACGGGUCUCUUGAGCUGCGAGAACCAUCCUGGGAUCUCUUUCUCAAGGAGAUUCGGCCUGUCGAACACCAAGGCAUGUUUGCCAUGUUCUCUAAAGAUGGAACGGCGUAUAUCCAAGAAAACCACCACUAUGACCCCAUAGCAGGGCCUGUUAUGUCGGGACAUGAUGUCGAUCCUCGAACAAAGAGCCGGAUUGAGUCGCUGGCCAAGCUUCUGCAUCAACCAAAAGAACGCGUCUUCCGCGUCCUACCAUGUGUGGGCUGGAAAUAUCUGCCAGCUCAGAGCUCUAUCGCUUUCGUUUUCGAGGUACAGCCGAAGCCCAUUGGCGCUCCGGUCAGUCUCCAAUGGCUAUUGUUCGACUCGGACCGUCGUCCGGAGCUGGGAGAUAAAUUUCGGCUCGCUCUGGGUCUCUCGAAAUGCAUCGCCCAGAUGCACAUGGUUCAAUGGGUCAGUUUUCGUUUCCGGCAUGAUUGUUUCGGUCAUCGCUAA
Messenger RNA from Penicillium argentinense, 1149 nucleotides. RefSeq lists its product as uncharacterized. The transcript has 3 exons. Lineage: Eukaryota; Fungi; Ascomycota; Eurotiomycetes; Eurotiales; Aspergillaceae. The record is from RefSeq and is a predicted model, not a curated record. Bases 1 to 1149 code for a protein of 382 amino acids.